AUGCCCAUUCCUCUAGUCCCAGGCAUAUACGCACCCACCCAGGUGUUUUAUUCAGACGGAAAAGACGAGACUUUGGAUCAAGCUGUGAUAAAGCAACAUGCUACUCGGCUUGCCAAAGCUGGUGUUGUAGGCAUAGUGACAAACGGAUCCAAUGGAGAGGCUGUCUACCUGAGUCCCGAAGAGAGACUUCAAGUCACAAAAUCAACCCGGGAAGCUCUCGAUGGAUCAGGAUAUGCCCACCUACCCAUCAUCGUCGGCGCCUCAGACCAGUCUGUGCAGGGAACAUUACGCUUGUGUCGUGAUGCUGCAACGGCUGGUGGUGACGCGGUCCUUGUCAUGGUUCCUAGCUUCUUCAAGUGGGCGAUGACGACUCAGACGAUAGAAGAGUAUUUUAUCGCAGUAGCUGACCAGAGCCCUCUGCCGGUCGUCAUCUACAAUUAUCCAGGGGCUGUCGCGGGGAUUGACCUGGACUCUGACUUGCUGAUCCGUCUCAGUCAACAUGCCAACAUUAUCGGUACAAAGUUCACUUGUGGUAGCGUUGGGAAGUUGGCUCGCGUCACAGAGGCCACAGAAACUGCCACGCAGGCACUUCAGCCAGAAUCAGAUGGCAGCUACUUUGCUUUUGCGGGAGUGGCAGAUUUUAUCUCAUCGUCGCUUGAAGUUGGGGCGAGCGGAGCCAUUGUGGGAGCAGCCAACGUAUUUCCCCGGGCCUGUGUGAAUGUAUACAAUCUCGCUGCCCAGGGGAAGAGGAAGGAGGCUAUGGAGGCCCAGCAAAAGCUGGCGAAGGCUGACUGGGAAUUGACCAAGAGGGCGAUUCCUGGGUUCAAGGCUAUCCUUGAUCACUGGUUUGGCUAUGGUGGGAUCCCACGGGCUCCAAUGCCCACAUUAAGUCAAGAAGAGAGCCAAAAGUUGUUUCAGGAUAUUUCAUGGAUGAUGGACAUCGAAUCUGGCCUUGAUGACUUUGGCGUGCCUUCAUAG
Clonostachys rhizophaga is the source of this 978-nucleotide messenger RNA. The record is from the annotation of a GenBank genome assembly. NCBI's taxonomy places the organism in Eukaryota, Fungi, Ascomycota, Sordariomycetes, Hypocreales, Bionectriaceae.